This is a messenger RNA of Leptomonas pyrrhocoris, 2242 nucleotides long. RefSeq lists its product as hypothetical. The record is from RefSeq and is a predicted model, not a curated record. The transcript has a single exon. NCBI's taxonomy places the organism in Eukaryota, Euglenozoa, Kinetoplastea, Trypanosomatida, Trypanosomatidae. Bases 506 to 2242 code for a protein of 578 amino acids.
AGAGAGCUAGUUGCAUAGCACCUUUAGCUACGCUUUUUCAAGUACGUUUACCCAUCCGCCCAAUUCAUCCUUUCCUGUUGUUUCAUUUUUUACCUUUCCUCGUUUUCUUUUCCCGGCGUGUUUUUUGUUUAAACACCCCCGCCUUCCUUCUCUCCCUCUUCUUCUCUCUCGCUCGAAAGCUCGUAUCAACGGUGAACUAGCAUAGCUGUGCUUGAAAGCUGAACCGGGUAUCAUAAUAAGCGUCGUAAUAGGAGGAUUCCUUUUCUCUUCCCCUUUCUUCUUUCUUCUGUGGGGCGGACUCCCGCUUCACUGCUUCAUUGAGCUUCUCUGCCUUUGUUCUUGUUGUUUAUGGAUUCACGCUAGCUCUUCGGGAGUGUGUGUUACAUAGGGAUAUAUAUGCAUAUAUAUUUGAGGUUCUCAUCUCCUUUCUUCUUCUUUUCAUCACCAGCAUAUUAUUGGCAAUUUAUAUAAUAGUAUAGUACUCCAGCUUCGCGGAAAUCCGAUAAUGUUCUCAGAGACGUACUUUAGCGUCCGCGUAAAGGGAUGUGCGGGGGCUGCGUACGAGAUCCACGAGUCGCGCAGCUGUGUAAUGGACCUCACGAGUGUUCUUCUCGAGGCCCAAGACAACGUUCGCCAGAUCCACACGCUCAACCACGUUCUCGGCAUUCACUCCGCCGUGCCCAAGCCGCCUGCUGGGCCGGCACCUGCCUCGCCUCGCCCUUCGAUCCCAACUGGUGAUACAAAGAAAGGCAACGACGCCGACAGCAACAAGAACGCUGACAACAUGAAUGAAUCCCGGGUGCCUGAUAUGUAUAGAAUGGACACCAUCGUGCACAGUUUGUCUCGCCCGGACGUUGAGGCCGACUUCGCGACUGCCCCGAUCAAUCUAAGCGCCACGGCCAGCAGCCGGACCUUCACAUCAGUGUCCUCGAUGCAGCGACUGGCGCACGCGGUGCGGGACGACCUUCCCAUGGACGUUGUGGCCACCAACGCGCUGGACUUCGUGGCGGCGUGGCGGAAGGAGGAUGGGAGGUGCACCGCGCAGGAUGACCUUUUCCACGAGUGCAUCUCCUCUCGCCUCACCAUCGAGGCCACCGAGGAGGAGUGUCGCCGGCGGCUGCGGCAUCUCCUCUUCAACGUGGCGGAGCAGCUGGACCGCUUUGCCGUCCUCGGCGAGUACGACAAGUUUGUCGUGUUUUGCAUGGAAAACGAACCCGUCUGGCGGCAGGCGGCGCGGCAGCUGCAAGAGGACAACACCGCCCGACUGAACACAGCGGCGAACAUCUACAUCCGCUUCCUCCUCGAGGACGCCGCCGUGUCGGAGAAGACGAAGAUGUAUCAAGAGGCAGCAGACUUUGUGGUGUCGCUCAGUUUAAUGGAGCGAGAGCAGCGCGGCGUCGCGCAGACGAAGGCCGUGGCGCGACGCCGCCGACAGUCCGCCUCGCAAGUCACGACACCGACAGCGACGGUGACGAGGCGGAGAAACGGCGAUGAGGCGGGUGCGUCCGCAGGGCGUGCGGGAUCGCACUCGCCCAACGACCCAAAGGCCCACAAAAAGGAGGCGGGGAGCGGUGCGACCGCCGCGGAGCGGGUGAAACCGCUCUCGUCGGUGGAGGUGGACAACUACCGCGAGGGCUGGCGGGCAAUACUGGGCCACCUCACCAACGGCGAGCGCGGCGGGCCGACACACCAGAAUGUCACUCCACCUGCCACCGCUCUGCCCGUUGCCGCGGCGGCCCCUCUCAGCGCACGUGAGCAACAACACAAGAACAAAUCUCCGAUCCUGCCGGAGGUCGCAUCACUCAACGGCUCCAGGAACGAGGGAAGGCAGCAACAGACAAAGUCCAAAGACUUUGUGUUCCCCUCACCGAAGGAGACGAAGGUGGAGACGAAGCGGUCGCCACCCAAUGACAAAGACAAGCACAAAUCGCUACCACCGGUAUCACGGGAUGCGCAAAAGAUUCAAAAGGACGAUAAAGCUGCUGUCUCCUCAUCUUCACGGCCGGCACAAAAGUCGCGCGAUGAGCCGCGCGGUAAACGCAACCCCUCGCCUCCUCGCGGCCCAAGUCUGCCGAGCACGCGCGGUGCCGAGGCGGCGGCACGGAAAUCAGAGGCGGACGCGAAACCAAAGGAGAUUCGUCCGGUCGUGGUGAACGCCACCGUGCAGAGGCACGCGGACGGCAAUCGUGACCCACGCGGCGGCCCGCGUCACAGCCAUCGUGAGGCCAAGGCGCGCUCUUAA